Molecule: messenger RNA, 1368 nt
Organism: Cooperia oncophora
Lineage: Eukaryota; Metazoa; Nematoda; Chromadorea; Rhabditida; Trichostrongylidae
Source: the annotation of a GenBank genome assembly
AUGCUCGAGACAUGGAAGAAAGUUGUUUUUCAACAUAUCAGCCUGAAACUCCUCUCAGCCGCUCUUCGUCUCGUUGAAGCUGAGCGUAAUGGGGAAGCAGUUGAUGCACAUCUUGUAAUUGGCGUGCGAGAGAGUUGGGUGGCCCUGUAUGACCAGCGGGACUGCUACUACGAAGACGUUCUUGAGCAGUAUCGAAAGCACUUUGAACGGGAAUUUGUCGAGGAAACCGUCGCAUAUUACAAGAAAAGAGCUGCGCAGUAUCUGGCCGAAAACGGAGUGAUCAACUAUAUGGCAUAUGCUGAUCGAAUGCUUGAGGAAGAGGAGCAACGAGCAAGGAAAUACCUCAAUCCAAAUCCUGAAAGUGUUGCAAGGCUGGUUGAGAGCUGUGUACAAGUACUAGUUGUUGAGUUCGAAGACCAAAUACUGGCCGAAUGUCCAUCGUUAAUCGCCAAGAAUGAUGUAGAAAAAUUACGAAUGCUGUACCGAUUGAUAAAAUGGACCCCAACUGGUAUAGAAGUUGUGAUUAAAGCGGUUGAUAAUCAUAUCCGAGGCGAAGGAAUAGACGAUAUGAAAGAGAACGCGCUAACGAUAACGACGGAUCCUGAAAAGUACAUAUCACAACUUCUAAGUAUGUUUGAUCGAUUCAGUACCCUUGUCAAGGAAGGUUUCUAUGAUGAUGCUCGGUUACUGACGGCAAGAGAUAAGGCAUUCCGUGCUCUUGUGAACGAUACGACCAUAUUCAAAAUGGAAUUGCCAUUAGGCAAGAAGAGUCGAAAUACCGCAGUAGAAUCGAAAUGCCCUGAAUUACUUGCUAACUACUGUGAUCUUCUACUGAGAAAAACACAACUGAGCAAAAAACUCACGUCAGAAGAGAUCGAUUCGAAGCUCAAUAACCUGCUCCUUGUACUGAAGUAUAUUGCGAAUAAGGACGUUUUCAUGCGGUUUCACAAGGCCCACCUGUCAAGGCGGCUGAUUCUCGACAUGAGUGCUGAUCAAGAAAAGGAGGAAGCCAUGGUCAACAAGCUCCGAGAAUGCGGCAUGCCAGCUGAACAUGUGAACAAACUUUUCCGUAUGCUGCAAGAUAUUGAAGUGAAUAAGGAUCUCAAUUAUACGAAAACUUUACAUCUCAAUUCGAAUUUCAAGAAAUCACUAGUUGGAACGAACAAUAAUAAGGCCUUGUCAGACCUUAUAAAUAUAAAAAUUCUAAACGGCGGUGCAUGGGGACGUGGUGGUGUUGGUGCGGAACGGGUACGUGUGUCAUUGCCAAGAGAACUGGAAGAAUUUGUUCCUGAGGUAGAAGCAUUUUAUAAGAAACACCACAAUGGCAGGAAACUGAACUGGAUGCAUCACUGGAGUAGUGGAACUUAA